AUGUACUGGUCAGUACUAGACCUUUGCCUUUAUUCUGCCAUUCCAUCUGUGUUUAUGAUAAUUGGAAACAUACUAAUAGUUGUUAAAGUACUAAGAUCUAGAAAAGGUAUACAACGACACAGCGAUUCUGGUAGUUCGAACAGAACCAACGGUUCGUCCAGAAAUUCAAAGUUUUCGUCAAUGACAAUUGUUUUAAUAAUGUUAAACAUCUUCUUUGUUAUUCUCACGUCGCCUUCUGGAAUCCUACUGAUUGGAAUGAUCUACUGGGAAACGCAUGACAAUGAAAUAUUGAUUUGGCAGUUGGUUGACGUAUUUGAUGUUUUAUCCUAUUUAGAUAACUCCUUAAACUUUAUGUUGUAUUGUUUAAGUGGCUCCCUCUUUCGACAAGAAGUAAUCAAAUUAUUUUGUCCUCGUCGAAGAAGUAUCCAAGAUGUAAACAAGUCUCAAGAAAUGCACACUAAAUACUAA
Messenger RNA from Mytilus californianus (California mussel), 468 nucleotides. RefSeq lists its product as uncharacterized. The transcript has a single exon. Gene Ontology annotation, cellular component: membrane. The record is from RefSeq and is a predicted model, not a curated record. Gene Ontology annotation, molecular function: G protein-coupled peptide receptor activity. NCBI's taxonomy places the organism in Eukaryota, Metazoa, Mollusca, Bivalvia, Mytilida, Mytilidae. Bases 1 to 468 code for a protein of 155 amino acids.